CUUCGACUUAACACAUCUAUUCAACGUCAGAUCAUCUGGAACCUAAUAACAGUAUCGGAGUUCCACAAAGAGGCCUAAGAUAUCUCGGGAUGACCUUGUUGAGAAACCCGGUUUUGAGCCUUGAUAUUUCUUCAUCGAUGCCAUUAACCUCAUCGUCGCGGUCGAACAUGCCUCUCAUCUGCUGAGUCCAAAAUGCCUCCCAAGAACUGUUCCACGCAUUGCUCACAGGCACAAAAGACAAGUGUGUUGUCACAUGAAAGCCGAACUGACCUCCUGGGGACUUGCCCACGCUGUUGCGGUGGAGCGAGGCCACGAGCGAAGCCCAUUCCUGCGAGCUAGGGCGCUCAUCGUCCAUGGCGAUGAAGUCGCAAAGGUAGAAAUAGGACUCUGGGCCAACCGAGUUCCUACCCCAGGCUACCGGGCGUGGCACGUUGUUGGGCAGAAACCUGUACAAGGCCUGGUCUGACUCGAAAGUGCCUCUCAUCAUGCUUUGACCGAUAGCCCCA
Molecule: messenger RNA, 506 nt
Organism: Pyricularia grisea
Lineage: Eukaryota; Fungi; Ascomycota; Sordariomycetes; Magnaporthales; Pyriculariaceae
Exons: 2
Coding region: 254-466 (70 amino acids)
Source: RefSeq, a predicted model, not a curated record